Messenger RNA from Cladocopium goreaui, 2544 nucleotides. The record is from the annotation of a GenBank genome assembly. NCBI's taxonomy places the organism in Eukaryota, Dinophyceae, Suessiales, Symbiodiniaceae.
AUGAGCAUAUAUGAGCGCCUACGCGGCAGGGAAUUCAAAGGAGAAGUAGCAGAAUGCUUCGAGGUAGUCCACUACAAACUGGCAGACAGCCAACGAGGAAAGUUGGACGCACAAAGUGCAAUCGGUGUGUGGCUUGGGAAAAGCCUACAGUCUGAUGAGCACUACAUCGGCACAACAGACGGCAUCAUGCGGUUCGAAGAACUGAUUGGCCAAGAGAAAUCUGAAGCUGCCCGAAAGAGCAGUCAGCAGCAAGAAAUGGAAGUUGAAAUGCCAGGUGGUAUUUUCGACGAUGGUGAUGAACUGCAAGAUGUUCAACAAGAGCGAGUGGUGAGGAGAAAGAUCACAACCACUGCAGAUUCAGCGGGUGUGACCACGACUCAGUCUGCGGCUAGCACCGCGGAUGGCUCAGCGGGUGGCCCCGAAAGGCUGGUGGAACAGUUGGCAAAGAGAAACAAGCCAACGCCAGCACAGGGUAGCAAGCGAUCAGCGGAUCAACCAGUGGAUGUGCUUGAACAGGAGCACAACGCAAAUGCUGGAUUGCCGGAAGUGAUCUGCGGAUUGCCGACCCUGCACGACAUCCCUAUAGCAGGGUAUCCUGAAUGGGGUAGGUUGGAUGAAAUCCCAGCCUACGAUGAGCGCACGGGAGUGCCACUUCCUCCGGAAAAGGUGAAAAGAGCACGCGGAAGAGAGCUCGACAAAAUGGAGGAGCACCAAGUGAAGGUGAACAUCACUUGGGACAAAGCCAGAGAGCUUGGACUCAAGAUUGUGAAGUCACGAUGGGUCGAUGGCUGGAAAGCGUUGCCAGAUGACAAAGAUGGAGUACGCAGAAUGGCAACAGACCUGGAGAAGCUGGAUGCUCUCAUGGUCGAGAACUUUGAGACAAAGGUUCUCCCAAAGAUUGGUCCAGCGGAUGCUGGAGGUGAAACCAGCCAUUUGCACCGCAUCAUCAAAUGGCGCGAGGGAAGCCAAGAAGGUUUCACUUGUGAGGCAGAUCCCAAGUACGCAAAGAGCCUUGUAAAGGCCAUGAACCUUGACGGGUGCAAAGGUGUAGACACACCAAGCAGCAAAGAAUGUGGGAAAGGUGAUCGUCAAGCAUCAGAGCUUUUGAAACUUGAAGAGGCAAAAGAAUUUCGCAGCCUUGCCGGGACAGCUCUAUACCUAAGCCUUGACAGACCUUCCAUCCAGUUCGCUGUGAGUGAGAUUAGCUCUGGAAUGUCUGCUCCAACCAGACUGCACUGGUUGAAGCUGAAGCGGCUGGUCAGAUACCUAGCCAAAUAUCCAACUGAAGUUUGGAAGCUUGAAAACCAAGAUCAACCAUCUGAUUACUGUGUUUACACAGAUUCAGGUUGGGCCUCAGACCGCGAGACCCGAAAAUCAAUGAGCAGUUUCGCCGAGAAGUUUGGAGAGCACUUAAUUGAAACAAGCUGUGCAAGGCAAACAGUAGUUGCCUUGGCUAGCGGAGAGGCUGAGUUCUACGCAAUGACGCGUGGAGCAGCGGCCGGACCAAUGAGCCAACAAAUUCUCCAAUCAAUCGGGUUCAACAAGCUCGAUCUGUCACUACUGACUGACUCAACUGCAGCAAAGGGAAUUGCAAACAGAUCAGGUUCAGGAAAGCUAAAGCACCUGGACAUAAAGGACCUGUGGUUGCAAGAUGUGGCGCGAGCGAAACGCCUUAGCAUCAAGAAAGAACCAAGUGCAAGUGGAGACCAACAGGAAGGAAACGGUUUCUGGUGGUACUUCCUGUUCAUGCAUGCGAUGGCAGUUUUGGGCAUUUUAAGCCUCAUACAAGAGCUCACGCUGCCGUGGAAAGACCGCCUUGGGGCACACUUUCUUCGAGGGCCUCGAUCUGUGGAGGACCUGAAGAUUUUCGGUGUCCCCUACCAACAAGGUUUCAUGGCCGCAGCAUAUUCCAUGCAGAUCCCGCAGGGGUUGGACCUGCUGGUCUCGCACGAGCCGCCGCACAAGAUCUUGGACUUUGCCUCGGCGUCGUCCUUGCGUGCAGAUCACAUUGGCUCCCGAGAGUUGAAGAGCGCUUUGGGCCGCUUAUCCCACAAGAGUCGUCAGACCAAGAGGAGACUGUCGCCGCGCGUGCACUUGUUCGGGCACGUGCAUGAAGGUCGUGGAGCCUGGGAGCAGGAUGGCACGCUCUUUCUGAACGUCGCAAACGCGAAUCCCGGCAUGGCUCGGACCUUGCAGCAUCCUUGCGUGGUGCUGGAUCUUGCCACUGACGGUUCCGGCGAAGUGCAGCUGGUGAGUGGCUUAAAAGUGGUGGUACGUGUCCUGCGUGGUCUUCCAGGACCACCUGAGAAGGGCGAAGACGAGAGGCUGGAGGCAGCACUGGAGCAAUUCCUGUUGGAUCUUGCAGAAUCGGAGGCAUCGGAGGAGGAGCCCAAGCUCUUGAAGUCUGAGUUGCUGCAGGCCGCAGUGGCCGCUCUGAUUGCUUUGCUGGAUCCCAACGUGGGAGCGGCCAAGGUAAGCCAUGUGAGCCUCGCCAAAUUCCUCCGCACCACCUUUGCACCCUUGGACGUGUUCCCAGGGCGCUGA